This is a messenger RNA of Metarhizium brunneum ARSEF 3297, 570 nucleotides long. It is a transcript of the gene nudC, whose product is annotated as Nuclear movement protein nudC. NCBI's taxonomy places the organism in Eukaryota, Fungi, Ascomycota, Sordariomycetes, Hypocreales, Clavicipitaceae. The record is from RefSeq and is a predicted model, not a curated record. Gene Ontology annotation, cellular component: cytoplasm. Gene Ontology annotation, biological process: protein folding.
AUGGCUGACGUCAAAGAUCCGUCUCCAGCUGAAGAGGCAGCCGCCCGCGCCAAAGAGGCUGACGAGCAAGCUGCCUUGCCCUACAAAUGGCAACAGACUAUUGCGGAACUCAACGUUACCUUCACAGUUCCCGGAAACAUGAAGUCAAAAGAUCUCAUCAUAGACAUUAAAAAGCAGAGUCUGACUGCGGGUAUCAAGGGCCAAGAGCCCGUCAUUAAGGGAGAUCUCCCCCAUGCCAUUCACGUCGACGACUCGACAUGGACCCUAUCCACAAACGCCGACGGUACCAAGACGGUCGAAAUCCAGCUCGACAAGGUCAACAAGAUGGAGUGGUGGGCGCACGUUAUCACUUCUGCUCCUACCAUUGACGUAACGAAGAUUCAGCCUGAUUCUUCGAAACUGUCUGACCUCGACGGUGAGACGAGGGGCAUGGUUGAGAAGAUGAUGUAUGACCAGCGUCAGAAGGAGAAGGGGCUGCCUUCGUCAGAUGAGCAGAAGAAGAUGGACAUCUUGAAGAAGUUCCAGGACCAGCACCCGGAGAUGGACUUCAGCAAGGCCAAGAUUCAAUAA